Eurytemora carolleeae is the source of this 895-nucleotide messenger RNA. RefSeq lists its product as uncharacterized. NCBI's taxonomy places the organism in Eukaryota, Metazoa, Arthropoda, Copepoda, Calanoida, Temoridae. The record is from RefSeq and is a predicted model, not a curated record. Bases 57 to 473 code for a protein of 138 amino acids. The transcript has 2 exons.
AUUACUUACUUACUCCUAUUUGAUUAGGUGGGUUCGGACAUGCAUCUCACCCUGCAAUGAUUCCUACUGCGGCAGCUCUCUCACAUCUAGAUCAAGAAAUCAUUCCUUCAGACAUAUACUCACAGAUAUCAAAACCGAUCGGAGGGGUUAAACCUGUCGGAGGUCCCGGAGGAGCAAGAAAACCUGUUCCGGAGACUGUAACCUCCGGAAUGAGAAAACCUGGACUAGGGAAGGGGGUACCUCCUCCUGUCCCUCCGAACAAACCCGUGGUUCCCGUAAAGAAGGAGGUGGGGAAGCGAGGGGAUGUGAAGGAGGUUCUGGAGUCCGGGAAGCAGAGCAUGGUGACGGGUCUCCAGGGCCUCAAGUUCGGCUUGUCUAUAGGCGGGACGGAGAAGGUUCUCAAGCCGGACUCAGUACCCGGAGCUGGGGUUCCCACAAAGAAAUUUUUUAAUAACAUAGAAUCGAAGAGCUGAGCUAGUCAAUAUGUAUGAAUUUUUACAAUUAUAUAUUAUAUAUCUAUAGAGGAACUUGUUGUAAACCUGGCAUCUCCAGACACGAACCUAACACGGGGUUCAAUCAUUACUCUGGAGAGGGGAGAACCCAGAACCUUUCCUACCGUUGUACAAUGUACAUAGUUUACUGUACACUGUAAACUAAACAAGCCUAAUCUUCCAGUAUAUGAACAAUCACGAGUAUUUAAGGAACGCCCCCCCCCCCCCUCCAACCUAUUCGAUGUGGACACAUUCUUCUCCCUCUCUCUCUCCGAGACUCUUCCAUAGCAGAAUAAAACUGACACACCCUAAUCUCUAGACUAGAGCAACUACCGACCCUGUAGUUACCAAUUACGUUAUUGUAAUGUUAAAUACAAUGCCGGCCUGAAAAAAGCCAAAAUUUU